AUGCGGUCCACCCACUGUGCCCCUUCGAGGGAGACCCAACCUCGCCGGCGUGAGAAAGGCGGCAACAUCUACACACCCUCAGGAUAUGUCGUCUUUUCAAAGGAUCUGGGGAAGUUCCACAGAGCCGUCUACCAGGGUGAACUCGAGAAAGUGUGGAAGAUGGUUUGCUAUGACAGAGACGUGCUGAAUACGACGGACAAGAAGCACAGGACUGCUCUCCAUUUGGCCUGCGCCAACAGAGAUGUGCAGGUGGUGACUCUCCUGCUGGACAAGAAAUGUGACCUUAACCCCUGUGACAGUGAAAACAGGACACCGCUGAUGAAGGCCGUACAACGCCAGGCACAGAGAUGUGUGAUUACGCUGUUAGAACGUGGUGCUGAUCCCAAUGCUGUGGACGUGUACGGCAACACUGCUCUCCACUAUGCUGCCUAUAACGGAGACUUAUCAAUAGCAGCAAAACUACGUGCUCACGGUGCCACUCUCGACACAACAGAUCAGGAGCAACGCACACCACUUUUGCUCGCUCUGAGAGAAAGGAAAGUGGAAGUGGCGGAAUUUUUAAUAAAAGAAAGAGCCAAUGUGAAUGUAGUGGAUAGCCUGGAAAG
This is a messenger RNA of Propithecus coquereli (Coquerel's sifaka), 605 nucleotides long. RefSeq names its product ankyrin repeat domain-containing protein 20A4-like. The annotation marks the transcript as partial. The transcript is spliced from 4 exons. Lineage: Eukaryota; Metazoa; Chordata; Mammalia; Primates; Indriidae. The record is from RefSeq and is a predicted model, not a curated record. Gene Ontology annotation, molecular function: protein binding.